UGUGUCAGGGCGGCUCUCCGCGAUACGGCGCGCCCCGUGAGAUCGGCCACUACUCUGUACUAGUAGACGGUGAAGACUUCGAGUUUGUGGAUGGAGACGUUGCAAAGAGGUACCUACGAGCGCGGAUACCGUUUCGUCCCAUGUGGAACCUGAAUAACGGAUACGCGAAAGCAGUGCGCGCCAACUGGAUUAGCUUGACGCCGGCAGAAUGUCUACUCCGCUGGAUUGUUCAGAACAAAGAUAAAGUGGUGACGCGUUCGACCAACGAACUGCAAUCGCAGAGUGUACGCACGGAUUUCGUCUGCCACCGGUUGUGCUUGUCUACCCUUAUGUGCACACCGUACAAGGAGACAACAGCCUGGCGGAUAGUGGCCUCCCGACACCGAGGCGUCGUCUACCUCCACUACUGUCCGACUAAGGAGGAAGUGCACGAAUAUCUCAGAGAGAAAGGCAAAUUCUCUCUGGAUCGUAUGACGUACUGGGGCGUCAACUUUCAGCGCAUUAUGAGCACAACUGAGCCAGGGGUGGCAACCAAGGAAGGCGAACUGGUCAGGGAAGGGGACGCGUACAACACUGUCCUUCGCGGCCACAUUGGCUCGCACACGUUUGUGAUAUCUGCAGAAGUGAAAGCUGUGGACCCUUCUAUUCAGUGCGAGGCGGGUUCCACGGGAAGCUACGUGGAGUUCAAGACUAACCGCGUGUUCUCCACGGAAGGGCAGCGCUCGAAAUUCACCAAGCACAAGCUGCUCAACUGGUGGGCCCAGUCGCGUCUGGCAGGCGUCCCGAAGGGACUAUGUGGUUUCCGUGACGACAACGGCAUUGUGAUGCGCGUGCAGGAGUUUGAUGUGAACAGAAUGCCGGACAAGGCCAAGGGUCUAUGGUCAGAAGAUGUGUGCAUGCGGUUCCUGAACAACGUGCUUGCCUUCAUCAAACAGCACGUUCAAGGGGACGAUGGGAGGCCGGUGUACCUCUUGAAGUACGAGCCGUCAAACCGUGAAAUCACCUGCAAGCGCCUAGCGGAUCCUGGGAAGCUGUACAGCUUACCAUAUUGGUUCCUGGCGGGCAUUGAGGACUGACGAAGUUCUCGCUUCGGCUGCGCACGUUUUCCCUGCACAAGCUGUUAUUCCUUUGCCUGUGGCGUACAGACAGCCAGCUUCCAAAACAUAGAAAAGAGCAGUGCUGUGUAUUUACUGGAUAUGGUCUAGUUGUAGAUACAGCUGCUCCAAAAGCGGUGCUUGGA
Molecule: messenger RNA, 1240 nt
Organism: Rhipicephalus sanguineus (brown dog tick)
Lineage: Eukaryota; Metazoa; Arthropoda; Arachnida; Ixodida; Ixodidae
Product: decapping and exoribonuclease protein
Exons: 6
Coding region: 141-1076 (311 amino acids)
Biological process (GO): NAD-cap decapping; nuclear-transcribed mRNA catabolic process
Cellular component (GO): cytosol; nucleus
Molecular function (GO): mRNA 5'-diphosphatase activity
Source: RefSeq, a predicted model, not a curated record